UUCGACUUACGAACAGACAGAUAGAAUUGUCGUUAGCUCCACGUGUAUUUACUCAUGUUAUUGAUAAGUACUUACUUUGCGUAGGUAACUGAAGUACACAGCGGCUAUGGUAUAAAUACUGCAAUAAAGUACGUUCCGCAUUAGUUUACUAAAUCCAUUCAUUCACCAUGGCUCUCUUGUAUAGUUUUUUUGUACUGUGGCUGACCAGUACUGUCGGCCAUUCAUCCUUAUUGCCAAGAACGGUGACAACGAUGUCGAAGCUCACAGGGUUCCCAAACACGAGCACCCCGGCGGCAGCAGGGCUGACGUACCGCGGCAUCGUGGAGAACAUGAGCAUCCCUGCAGAACUGCACGAGCGACCUGAUGGCAAACCAUACGCCACCUUCGGAGACGUUGUGCCCAUCCACUGCUGCACCCCUGAGCAGGUGGAACAUCAUCGCAAGACGACGCACCACUACUGCGACAUCUUCACGGACGAGACGCUGGCGCCGCUCGGAGACCUGGUCUACGUCAGGAUCGAUGAGAACACUGCUGAGAAGGUAUUCAUCAACCGUCGGCAGCGCAUCCUGGUGGUGUCGAGCGACGGCGUGCUGGCGCAGUGGAGGCUGGCGCCGACGUUCGAGUCUGCCAACGUGUACCUGGCCGGCACCCCCAUCGUGGACCAGGCCGGACACCUCGUGUCUGUCGUCACCGCCAAGUGGGGCAGGCACUACGCCGUCUCUGCUCUUGAGGGCGAGGGAGGUUACUUCGACACGUCACUUCCCUGGGAGAAGCGGACCAUUCCGGAGGGGUCCUCCGUGUACGGCAACAAGACAUUCCAGUCGAGAGACGAACUGAGGGAAUAUGUGGCCAGUCUCCCGCCCCCAGGCACCCCGGCGGCGGGGGAGGCGACCCCCCUGGUGUACGUGGGGGGCACCCCCCGACUCGUGCUGGUGGCCCCCACGGGGCGCCAACUGUCCCACCACUACCUGCACGGGGUUAUAACCUCCGACGUCGAGUACCUGUGACCUCCUCACUCCUGUGUUUACUAUAGUAAUAUAGUACUUACAUAACUUUUUUAUUGAUAUUCUAAAUCCUAAUUAAGUUUUGUUAAACACAUGUUGUUUUGUCAUUGCACUCAUAUUCGUAAGUUUUAUAAAAGUGAAAAAUGUUUUAUUAAAAUACCUACUAUUACCACGUUAUACUCAAGACUCAUCCGUGGUGAGUACAAAUCUCGUGCAAUGAGAAUCGACUGCGUAGUACGUUUUUCUUUCAUCCCCACUGGGGGAGAGUUUAGUCCACUCCCCUGUCCCUCCACUGAGGGUGAAAGAACAACAUACGACGUACUCGGUGCUUCUCAAUGCACGUCACUUGUGAAUUAUAAUGGACCAAGUACAUAAUGCGCAGGCAUAUUUAUUUGUGUGUCUGUAAUUUUACUGAUAUCAUCAUAAACAAUAUUGUUUCUUUUGAUAGUACAAACAUUUGUUAUACGUUUCUAAAAUAAAUAAAU
Messenger RNA from Spodoptera exigua (beet armyworm), 1489 nucleotides. NCBI's taxonomy places the organism in Eukaryota, Metazoa, Arthropoda, Insecta, Lepidoptera, Noctuidae. The record is from the annotation of a GenBank genome assembly.